Messenger RNA from Brassica rapa (field mustard), 1487 nucleotides. RefSeq names its product serine/arginine-rich splicing factor SR34A. Gene Ontology annotation, cellular component: nucleus; cytoplasm. Gene Ontology annotation, molecular function: mRNA binding. NCBI's taxonomy places the organism in Eukaryota, Viridiplantae, Streptophyta, Magnoliopsida, Brassicales, Brassicaceae. The record is from RefSeq and is a predicted model, not a curated record.
AAACCCUAGUCCCUAGAUAAACAAACUUUCAAGGCCGACAUAUCUAAUUACCAAGCCUUGGUUUUGUCCGGUGCUGUUAAUCCCUGAUGGCAAAAGCGCUUGGAACAUGAGCAUUGCAAUGGUUCAUAGUAAUAUAGAGAGGGAAUGGGAGAUCAAUGUGGACUUGUUUCAUUUAUUUUAUUUAUCUAAGCGUUGGAGUUUGUUUACUUAAAUCAUUGGAAGAUGUGGAGAAAAAAAAAAUAGAUUUCAAAAUUUUAUAAUAGCUUUUGGGAGCACAUUGGAGCAAAUAAGCAUUGUGGAGCUUGUGGAGCACUGCUCUUUACCAUGGAUUGCUCUCACUUGUUACCUCUCUUCUUUGUUGUAACAACCUCAGCUAACAAUGAGUGGUCGAUUUUCUCGGUCCAUCUAUGUUGGUAACUUGCCCGGUGACAUUAGGGAGUCUGAGAUUGAAGAUCUCUUUUACAAGUACGGCCGCAUAGUGGAUAUCGAAUUGAAGGUUCCACCUCGUCCUCCAUGUUAUUGUUUUGUUGAGUUUGAGCAUGCUCGGGAUGCUGAAGAUGCGAUCGAUGGCCGUGAUGGGUACAACUUUGACGGCUGUCGUUUGAGGGUUGAGCUUGCUCAUGGUGGUCGAGGACAGUCUUCAGGUGAUCGUCGUGGCGGUGGUGGAUACCGUGGUGGGGGUGGUGGCUAUGGCGGCCGUGGAGGUGGUGGUGGAUCAGCCCGGUUUGGUGUCUCACGACACUCUGAAUUCCGAGUUAUUGUACGUGGGCUCCCAUCAUCUGCCUCGUGGCAGGAUUUGAAGGAUCAUAUGCGGAAAGCUGGUGAUGUGUGUUUUGCUGAGGUCACUCGAGACAGUGAAGGAACUUAUGGUGUUGUUGACUACACCAACUAUGAUGACAUGAAGUAUGCGAUAAGGAAACUGGAUGAUACAGAGUUCAGAAACCCCUGGGCUAGAGGCUAUAUCCGGGUUACGAAAUAUGAAAGCUCUCAGUCAAGGAGCCCAAGUAGAAGCAGGAGCCGUAGCCGAGGCCGUGGUCGCAGCCCUAGCCGCAGCGUUAGCAGAAGCAGGAGCCCAAGAAAGGAUCUGAGUAAAUCACCAAGACGAUCCCUUUCAAGAUCGGUAUCAAAAUCUAGGUCGCCUUCUCCUGACGGGAAGAAGAGUCCCCCUAGGGCAAUGUCUAGGUCCAGGUCUCUUUCAAAAUCUCCUGCCAAGGUUCGGGAAGGCAGUGAGUGAUUGCUGCGAUUCCUCCAUGGCAACGAAGAUCGAACGGGAGAAAUCUGGAGUACUAUGCAAACUUGUAAUUUGUUCUCUAGACUACUAGUUCUGGAUACUUUUAUGUCUCUCUGCUACUACUACUUUGGUCUUUAAAACUUGUUAUCUUUACCGGUUCUUUGAAAUAUUUAUGUUUUACUCUUUGUGAGUUUUAGACAGGCAUAUCCUUAUCAAUCCAAACUGCAAACUUCUAAUAUACUGAAGUUGUAAAAUC